AUGGCGGGCCGGAUGUUGGUGGUGUGUGUGCUGGGCUCUCUGCUUUGUCAGGUGUGGAGCUCUGCAGAUCCUCAUCACACAGAGGAAAAGCAGCAUCCUCAGGUCCUGUAUCCAUGGAGAAAUCAAGGCACGGGAAUGGUCAGGGUGAAGAGGGACUGGAUCAUCCCUCCAAUCAGAGUGCUGGAGAAUAGCAAGCAGGUUCCUGAAGACCUUGUCCAGAUCAAAUCGGACAAAAUCUUUAAAGGCGAAGUGAUCUACAAGUUAGAGGGACCGGGAGUGGACCAGGAGCCCAAGAAUCUGUUCGAGAUUGAUGAUAAAACGGGAGUAAUCAGGAGCAAGCGACCGCUGGACAGAGAGCGAUACAACAGCUUCACGCUGAAAGCCUUUGCACUGUCCCCCAGUGGAGAGAGACUGGAGAAUCCCACCACCAUAGAGAUAGUGGUGCUGGAUCAGAAUGACAACAGACCCGCCUUCAAACAGAAACAGUUUGAGGGCACUGUCGCUGAGUUCUCAGUCCCAGGCACCUUAGUGAUGUCGGUGUCAGCCACUGAUGCAGAUGACCCGAUGACAGAAAACGCUUGGCUGAGCUACUCCAUCAUUGGCCAGGAGAGCAUUCCUGCCAACGCCGUUACUAAGACCAUGUUUGGCAUCAACAACGAGACGGGAGCCAUCCACACAAGAGAUGUCGGCCUGGACCGAGAGGUGGUGAAAAGUUUCAGGUUAAAACUGCAGGUUGCUGAUAUGGGGGGCAUGGGACUAACAAGUGAAGGUGUGGCAGUCAUACACGUAUCUGAUAUCAACAACCACGCCCCACAAUUCAGUCCCGCCUCGUACAGUAUGAAAGCAGUGGAGAACAGGGUGGACAAUGAGAUUGGACGGGUGAAUGUGACAGACCGAGAUGAUCGUGGAACAGGAAACUGGGAGGCCAAAUACUUAAUUUCCAACGACCCUGAAGGCAACUUCGCCAUCAGCACGGAUCCUGCCACCAACGAGGGCGUUGUGACCGUGGUGAAGCCUCUGGAUUUUGAAGCUCGGCAUGAGUAUGUCCUGAUUCUGAAGGUGGAAAAUGUAAAUCGUCUGAGCAACAAGGCUCCCAACCUCCCGGAGAGCACCGCUGAAGUGGUGGUGACCGUCGUGAACGAGAAUGAGGCUCCACAUUUCAGAGAGGACCCCAUACAGAUUGUGGUCCCUGAGUCUGUGAUUCCUGGGACUUUACUGAAAAGCAAUAUCGCCUUUGACCCGGAUAAAUCUGACUUGAGGUAUGAGAUUAGCAGAGAUCCUGAGAGGUGGCUGGACAUCAACAAAGACACAGGAGACAUUACUGCCAGGAGAACUUUCAACAUGAGAUCUCCAAAUGUUAAGAACAAUAUCUACAAUGCUGUUAUCAAGGUUACAGAUGCUGAAGGCAUGUCGGUCACUGCCACAGUUGCCAUCACACUGAAGGAGACCAACGACUUCCCCCCUCAGCUCGUCCCUCUGAGCGGCACCGUGUGUCGGGGCACCAGGAGACCUGGUCUGGUUCUGACUGCUGUGGAUGAAGACCUCCCUCCACACGCUGCACCCUUCACCUUCGAGAUAUCUGAUCUGUCAAACAACUGGACCGUGAUUGAAGUCAACGAUACUCACGCUGUGCUUCAGCCGCUCUCAGAUCUCCAGGCAGGAGAGUACGCCGUCACAAUAUUUGUGUCAGACUCUGGCAGCCCAGUUCUGAGUGCUUACGCUGAGGUCAACGUCACCGUGUGUCUCUGUGACUCCUUCGGAGAUUGUAAGUCUGAGGCCGGGGCAAUCAUCGGCUCCAGUGUGGGAAUCAGCUUCAUCGCUCUCAUCAUCAUCAUGGCCUGUAUUGCACUCCUGCUGUUGCUGCUCCUCCUGGCCGUGGCCGUGACCACCUGUGGGAGACGCCACCACAUCAAGAAAGGAACAGGUCUGCUUGUCGGCGAAUCAGAAGACGACAUCCGUGACAACGUCUUCAACUAUGACGAGCAAGGCGGGGGCGAGGAGGACGAGAACGCCUUUAACAUCGACCUGCUGUGGAAUCCCCACGAUGCCCCUUCCACCCCGGGGUCCUACUACCCCGGUGUUCCUCGGAGCAAGCAGCCUCUCAGGAAGGACGCUCCACAUAACCUGCCCUCACCUAUCUACCCACGGAGGCCUCCAGCAGAUCCCACUGACAUCGAGGAUUACAUCAAUGAUGGCCUGGAGGCUGCUGACAACGAUCCUAACGUGCCUCCAUACGACACAGCUCUGAUCUAUGACUAUGAGGGCGAGGGCUCGCUGGCAGGCAGCCUCAGCUCCAUCGCUACCGGCAGCUCUGAUGGAGACCAGGACUACGACUACCUCAACGACUGGGGACCACGCUUCCAGAAACUGGCCAACAUGUACGACCCACGUUAAAGGUGGACACACAGCGCCCCGUACUACCAGUUAGGGACACAGAUCAUGCCUCAGGUGUUUUUUUCUGGACACAUUUGAAGAGAUUUUAGUCCAGGACAAGAUUUAAAAUGUGCCAAGGACGAAUAAGUGCUUAACAAACCACAGGCCUUUCAUCUAAUGUGCCUUAAGGUUUUAUUGUGGAGCAUUUGGACACAACUGACGAAACGGUUCGUUGCUAAGUUUUGUGGUUAGCUCUGGGAAAAGUGAUGAGACAGUAAAUUGUGAGUGGACAUGAUCAGCCACAAGGGAAGCAGCUGUGCAUGCUACAAAGGCAAACAGAAAGUGUGUUGAAAUGAUUUUCCAUGUCUGGUUUUGUUUAUCCUCAGACUUGGAUUGCUCAGUAAUGAUGCAUACAACAAGCCUGAGAUAUUAAAAAAUGUAUGUAUUUCUUUUUUUAUAUAAGUGAUUAUUUUAUAAGGUAAACUUUCUUUUAUAUGUUUGUUUCUCCUUUUCUGAUUACAAAUCCUCCAUUCCAGCAUCUGUUCAUCUUCUUGGAAAAAAAAACACAUUUCUCAACAAAACAAACUGUACCGCACUGUAUUCUGUAAACAAAUUGUUUGGAGGUUAGGACUUUGGAUGGUGUUUUAUUUUCUUUCUUUUUUUUAAUAUGUUCAUUGAAUUUAGAGUUUACCCAUGUCUACAGAAUAAAUGUAAAUCUUUUAUUGAG
Molecule: messenger RNA, 3100 nt
Organism: Centropristis striata (black sea bass)
Lineage: Eukaryota; Metazoa; Chordata; Actinopteri; Perciformes; Serranidae
Gene: cdh15
Product: cadherin 15, type 1, M-cadherin (myotubule)
Exons: 14
Coding region: 1-2394 (797 amino acids)
Biological process (GO): homophilic cell-cell adhesion; cell morphogenesis; adherens junction organization
Cellular component (GO): catenin complex; adherens junction; plasma membrane
Molecular function (GO): cadherin binding; calcium ion binding
Source: RefSeq, a predicted model, not a curated record